Molecule: messenger RNA, 615 nt
Organism: Pygocentrus nattereri (red-bellied piranha)
Lineage: Eukaryota; Metazoa; Chordata; Actinopteri; Characiformes; Serrasalmidae
Product: microfibril-associated glycoprotein 4-like
Exons: 3
Coding region: 1-432 (143 amino acids)
Biological process (GO): elastic fiber assembly
Source: RefSeq, a predicted model, not a curated record
AUGACAACAGGAUUAGAAAUCCUCUACCAGCUCACCAGCAAGAGAAAGUAUGAGCUGAGAGUGGACCUGGAGGACUUUGAGGGAGGGAAGGUUUACGCUCAGUACUCUACUUUCUCUGUGGACUCUGAAGUCAACGGCUACAAACUCACCGUUGCUGGAUUCAUAAAUGGAGGAGGAGGUGACUCACUGACAUACCACAAUGGACAGAAGUUCUCCACCUUCGACAAAGACCAGGACUCCUGGCCUGGUAACUGUGCUAAAUCCUUCCUUGGAGCAUUUUGGUACAAUGCUUGUCAUUAUGCUAACCCCAACGGUAUCUAUCUGUGGGGAAGGGAUGGCACCUUUUAUGCUAUUGGCGAUGUGUGGUCUACCUGGAAACCCUAUGAUUACGGUCUCAAGUCCAUCACUAUGAAGAUCAGGCCUGUGGCCUAGACCCGUGCAAUGGGUUCCUCUUUCUUAAGAUGAAAAAGGCAGAAUCAGAUUUUCUUUUCCUUUUUUCUUUGUAGCAUGCAGCCUCUGGAGACAGACACAAAGUUGAGCUAGUUUAUUAGAAGAAUGCUGUUCUGUUUAAAUCUGUGCAUGUCUUAAUCAGUACAUCAAAUUUAAUAAAAUCUA